Molecule: messenger RNA, 939 nt
Organism: Ochotona princeps (American pika)
Lineage: Eukaryota; Metazoa; Chordata; Mammalia; Lagomorpha; Ochotonidae
Product: olfactory receptor 4F3/4F16/4F29-like
Exons: 1
Coding region: 1-939 (312 amino acids)
Biological process (GO): G protein-coupled receptor signaling pathway
Cellular component (GO): membrane
Molecular function (GO): olfactory receptor activity; G protein-coupled receptor activity
Source: RefSeq, a predicted model, not a curated record
AUGGAUGGAGCAAAUUAUUCUUCUGUGACAGAGUUUGUGUUCCUGGGACUCACCAAUUCCUGGGAGAUCCAGCUUCUACUCCUUGUUAUCGCCUCCAUAUUUUAUGUUGCCACCAUUAUAGGCAACUCCCUUAUUGUGUUCACGGUGGCUAUGGACUCCCACUUACACUCUCCCAUGUACUUUCUGUUGGCCAACCUCUCCUUCAUUGACUUGGGUAUUUCUUCGGUUAUUUCCCUCAGGAUGAUGUAUGACCUUUUCAGAAAACACAAAGUCAUCUCCUUUGGUGGUUGCAUUGCUCAGAUCUUCUUCAUCCACGUCAUUGGUGCCGUGGAGAUGGUGCUGCUGAUAGCCAUGGCUUUUGACAGAUAUGUUGCUAUAUGCAAGCCUCUCCACUACUUGACCAUUAUGAAGCCAAAAACAUGUGUUCUGUUGCUGGUGACUGCAUGGAUAAUUGGCUUGAUCCACUCUUCAGUUCAACUGGUUUUUGUUGUAAAUUUGCCUUUCUGUGGCCCUAAUGUGUUGGACAGCUGUUACUGUGAUUUCCCUCGAGUGAUCAAACUUGCCUGCAUGGAAACUUAUAGACUGGAGUUCAUGGUGACGUUUAACAGUGGAUUUAUAUCUCUGGGAUCAUUCUUCAUAUUGGUGCUGUCCUACAUUUUCAUCUUGAUCACGGUUUGCAAACACUCUUCAGGCAGCUCGUCCAAAGCCCUUUCUACUUUGUCAACUCAUAUCAUGGUGGUCACUUUGUUCUUUGGUCCUUGUAUAUUUGUUUAUACUUGGCCCUAUCCCACAUCACAUAUAGACAAGUUUCUUGCAUUUUUUGAUGCAGUUUUCACUCCAUUUCUGAACCCAGUUAUCUAUACCUUCAGGAGCAAAGAGAUGAUCAUGGCAAUGAGGAGAGUAUGUAGUCAACUUAUCAUUUACAGAAGAAUUUCCUGA